Aricia agestis (brown argus) is the source of this 6038-nucleotide messenger RNA. RefSeq names its product bromodomain and WD repeat-containing protein 1 (gene BRWD3). The transcript has 32 exons. Gene Ontology annotation, biological process: regulation of cell shape; cytoskeleton organization; regulation of transcription by RNA polymerase II. The record is from RefSeq and is a predicted model, not a curated record. The coding region runs from base 121 to 5364 and encodes 1747 amino acids. Gene Ontology annotation, cellular component: nucleus. Gene Ontology annotation, molecular function: protein binding. Lineage: Eukaryota; Metazoa; Arthropoda; Insecta; Lepidoptera; Lycaenidae.
AGCGAGAGGUGCAUUAUCUUUCGUCAACAAUGUAAUGUUCGACUUGAGAUGUUUUUAGGAGUUUACCAGUGUUUGAGAUGUAAAAUCAUUGUUUUUAAAGCCUGAUAAGUAAAAGUGGACAUGGAGGACCAUAACGAGGAGCUCAAUGUGGCUCCAGAACUCUACUUUCUGAUAGCGAAAUUUCUUUCUGGGGGACCUCUUAAGGAAACUGCUAAGACUUUGCUGAAAGAGUUGGACAGCGUAGAGGUGCUGCCCAGACGGCUUGAUUGGGAAGGCAACGAACAUCCGCAAGCUUACAGUGAAUUGGACUCUCAAUAUUCAGAUGUAUCUUCAAAAAGGUUAUUGGCUGUGUGUGAGCAGGCAUUACGUUUGGCUCAGUCCCGGGCUGUUGCUCCGGACAUUAACAAUGAACAGCAACAAACGGAGCGGCAAAAGCUUAGUGCUAGACUGUCACUACUCAGUGAAUCUCUUGUAAGGAACAAGCCUGAGUAUGCAUCAUUUAAAGAAGACCAUACACUGGUGAGAAGGUUGUUAGCUCGCGAGCUCGGAGGCGGCUAUGGCGGCGCUGGUAACGGCUACGCAUUGGCCACCGCACCCAAACCAUUUCCCAGAAGAAUACUCAAAGGCCUGCAGUUGCAAAGAAGGACACUCGGACAUUUAUCAGCCGUUUACUGCUUGGUGUUCGAUUGUACCGGAAGAUACGCAGUCACUGGCGCCGAUGACUUACUCGUUAAAGUAUGGAGUGCUAUGGAUGGGAGACCGCUGGCCACACUGCGAGGGGCGGGGGCAGAGAUAACAGACGUCUGCGCAUCGUCAGAUGGAGCUCUAUUAGCGUGCGGUUCUGUUGAGAGACUGGUGCGAGUGUGGUGCCUGAAAACUGGGGCGCCGAAGGCAGUGCUCUCGGCUCAUGCGGGCACAAUCACAUCUGUUCACUGGUCACCUUUGGGCGGAGGUUCGCACGUUCGCCUUUUGGCCUCCACGUCUACAGAUGGUUCGGUCGCGUUUUGGACGUGCGCCGCCGACGGACAGUUCCUAUCUCAGCCUGUACAGUAUGUGGAGAGGAUGCGGCCGGGAGCGUGCCACAUGAUCUGUGCCGCAUGGUCGGCCGGAGGCGCAUUUCUUGCGGCGGGCAGUGCGGAUCAACAUGUCAGGGUUUAUGCUGCGGGCGUCGGCGGCGCGGGUGGCCCAAAGAGAGUGUUAGAAGCGGCAGUCCACACCGACGCAGUGGAUUCCUUAGCCUGGGCGAGGAGAGGCUUGCGAUUCGUGUCGGGAAGUAAAGACGGAACGGCUGCUCUGUGGCAGUUACACGCAACGCAAUGGAGACACACUCUCCUUAAAGCGACUACUGAGGAUACCAGCAAAAAACUGAAGGUGACCAUGGUGUGUUGGGAUUGCAGUGAUGAAUACAUAAUGACUGCUGUAUCUGACCACACAGUGCGAGUUUGGAGUUCUCGCACUGCGACCCAAUUGCGUUCGCUGUCCGGCCACAAGGACGAGGCGUAUGUUUUGGAGGCUCACCCAAUUCUGCCUGGAGUACUGCUGUCAGCGGGACACGAUGGCCUGUUGCUAGUAUGGGACGCUCUAACCGGGGAGGAGCUGGCGAGGUUUCACAAUCUGAUCGAGGGGCAGGGCGAGGGCGCGAUAUUUGACGCGAAGUGGGGGGGCGCCGGGCACCUCGCCGCUGCCGAUUCCCACGGUCACCUGCUGCUGCUGGGGCUCGGGGCCGGACAUCCUCUGCUAGCUCGACUCCCCACGGAGCUAUUUUUCCACACAGACUAUCGGCCCCUAGUUCGCGAUGCUCUCGGAGGUGCGUUGGACGAGCAAACGGAGUUGCCCCCGCAUCUGAUGCCUCCGCCGUUCCUAGUGGACGUGGAGGGGGCGCCCCACGAACCGGAGUACCAGAGGCUCGUUCCGGGACGAGAGAACUUGGCUCUGGAUCAAUUGAUGCCCGCUGCGCGGAGCAGAUUGGACGCGAUGAUAGAGGCGCUAGCGAACGAGCCGGCGACGCCCCCGGCCCACGGCGGCGGGGUGUGGCGGGGGGAGGGGGUGCGGCACACGGCGGGGGCGUGGCAGGCGCUGGACCUGCCCCUAAGCACGCGGCCGGUGGUGCCCCAACUGCCGCAGUCGGUGCGGGAUCACAUAGAGAAGGCGGCGGCGGAGCUCCACGAGCUGGAGCUGAGCUGGUACAGGCGCGAGAUGCGGCGGCGGCCGGUCAUGAUCAGCACGGCCGGGGCGAACGACCCCGCCCGCCGCCGCCCCGGCAGGAGACCCCGCCCGGCGCACGCGGCCCGCGCCCCCCGUGAAGCGAGACCCGCACCGAGACAAACGGCGCCGCGCGUAGAGGAGGAGAUAGUGGAGGCGGAGGAGAGCGGGUCGAGCGACACCUCGGACGAGUCGGUGCGGCUGUCGGGCUCGCAGUCGUCCCGCUCCACGCGCUCCGAGCGGUACACGAGAUCUACGCGCUCGCAGCGCUCCAGCGUCUACAUCUCAGACUCUGAUUCUGACAGCAGUUCGUCGGCCAGCGGCGGUAAGCAGUCGGCGUCGUCGGCGUACUCGGACUGGGAGGCGGGCGCGGCGCUGCAGCCGCCGGCGCGCGCACGCAGACGACCCGCACCCAGAAAUAGAUAUAGUCCAAGUGCGGCAAACGCCAAGCGUGCGGGCGCGGCUGGGCCGACUGCCGGUACAUCCGGCACCACCGGUCCGGCUGCCGGUACGUCCGGCACCGCCGGUCCAUCCGGUAUCGCCGGUCCGGCUCCUGCGGAGCUGCCGGAGGUGUACCGCGUCGGCGAGUGGCUGACGGCCGUGUCGCCGAGGAAGGCGCCCUAUCAUCCGCAGAUGGGCGACCACCUACUAUACUUUAGACUGGGGCACCAAAGGUAUUUUGAAGCAGUUGCUGAGAAAGACGUGUACAAGGUGAAUCCUCGAGAUAAGCCCUGGGAACGAGAUCACAUACGAGAAUGCGAGCAGGUGCAAGUGAUCGGCAUGAAGUACGUGAUAAAGCCGCCGCGCGUGGUUUGCCUGAAGUUGUCGCGGGCCGGUGGGCGAGCGCUCAGCGUGCGCUACCACGACAUGCCAGACGUCAUCGACUUCCUCGUGCUGCGGCACCACUACGACGCCGCCGUGCGCCGCCGCUGGGGGCCCGGUGACAGGUUUCGUUGUAUGAUCGACGACUCGUGGUGGACGGGCGAGGUGCUGGAGCGGCUGAGUUCAGCGCCGGGCGCGUCCGCCGCGCCGCCCGCGCCCUUCGGACCCGAAGACGAGUGGGCGGCUGAGGCGGCAUCUCAUUUCCUGUCGCUGCGCGUGCGGUGGGACAAUGGCGAGGUGGAGCGACUGUCGCCGUGGGACCUCGAACCCCUCGACCCUGAGAGACUGCCGUCGGAGCCGGGGGGCGCGGUGCCGGUGUUGCGCCACGAGCUGGAGGCGGUGGUGGGCGCAGUGCACGACUGGCCGUCGCGCGCCUGUGCCACCAUCGCUAACCACAUUUCUCAGGUGAUGACGCUGUCGGCGGCGGAGCCCUUCGUGGCGCCGGUAGACCUUCAGCUGUACCCGGCGUACGCGCUCGUCGUGCCCUACCCCGUUGACCUGGCCACCAUACGAGCGAGGUUCGAGAAUAAGUUCUACCGUCGUGCGGCGGCGGCUCAGUUUGACGCGCGUUACCUGGCUAGCAACGCGGAACAGUUUAACGAGUCGCACUCCCCCAUCGUCCGCCAGGCGCGCCUCGUCACCGAUCUGCUGUUGUAUAUCAUCAGUAACUGGGAGGACGUGGACGUGGUGGCGAAGUAUCACGAGCUCGCCGCCUCCUACCACUCCUCUGAUGAUGAGGUGCUCGCUACCAAGAAACGUACCAAAGAGAAGCGUCGCGGUCGCGUGGGCCGGCCGAAGGGGCGGCGGAAGGAGGAGGCGCACGGCGAGGAGGACGAGGGGGCGUGGCGGGCUGCGUGCGCGUCCCUGCUGCGCGAGCUGUGCGCCUCCGCCGACGCCGAGCCCUUCCGCGCACCCGUGUCGCCCGCGCAGGCUCCAGAUUACCUGACGAUUGUGAGCCGGCCGAUGGACCUGGGCACGGUGUCGACGCGGCUGGCGGCGGGCGAGUACGCCAGCGCCGAGGACUUCGCUGCCGACGUCAGACUCGUCUUCACCAACAGCAGGCUAUACAACACCAACAAGCGGAGUCGGAUAUACUCGAUGACGGUUCGUCUGUCGUCGCUGUUCGAGGCGCUGUGGGCGCUGGUGCCGGCGACGGGCGUGCGGCAGACGCGCCACGGACGCCACGUGCGCCGCCCGUCGCGGCACGCGUCCGCCACGCACGUCAGACUCACAAACGGCGUGAGGGAGCGACGCGCACGCACACGACGCGCGAACAUGCAGGAGAUUAAUGGCGAUGCAUGUGAGCGAGCGGAGUCGGCGGCGAACGGGUCGUGCAGCUCGGAGUCGGAGCCGCUGGCGGAGACGUCGCGCCGCGUGCACGCCGAGCGCGCCGACUCCUCCGACAGUGAUGCGCCGCUGCGACCCGCUGCUAAAGGUAAAGGAAUCGGCAAGAAAAGCAAAAGCGGCCCUAGUGGGGCGUCGUCGUCUACCAGUCGAGUUCCACCCAUUCCAGACUACACGGAAACAAAUGGCGCGGCGUCACAAUCUGACGACCACGACUCUGACGACCACGACUCUGAAUACCACGACUCAGACAACAGCAUAUACACGAGAAUAGAGGUUGUAGAGGAAGAGUUGGCAGACGAUGAGGUCCAAUUAGAGUACGAGCCGCCCGCGCACACCAGGAAAAGAAAACGCAAAAGACGGCGAAGACUCAGCUCGGGCUCGUACACACAAAGCAACCGUAAACAAAGAAAACUCCAUCCAAAACGGACGCGGGAGCCGCGCGAGUCGGGUUCGUGGUCGUCGUCGUCGUCGUCGUGGUGGUCGGGGUCGGAGCCGGCGGGCCGCUACGAGUCCGACCGCUCCUUCCACCCGCAGCGCGUCUCCUCCGACGACGACGCGCCCCUCACUCAUUACAGGCAGAGACAAGAAGACGAACCGGGACCGUCGCGGCCUCUACGCACCUACUCGAAGAGGGGUGGUGUGUCGCUGCGUUCGCGGUUAAGCCCGCGGCGGUACAACGAGGACAGCGAGGAGGACUCGGCGGCGGCGAUCAGCAAACGCCUGCCGCACGCGCAGCGCCGCCUGCAGCAGCGGCUGCAGCAGCAGCGCAUGGCGCGCGCCCCCCACACCGACCACGACUACUUCAACGGCCACGCGCACGCGGGCACGGACGGCUCGGGUUCGGGUGCGUCCGGCCAGGCGCCGGUGUCGAUAUCGUCGCGCGGCCGCGUACGCAAGCUGACCGCCAAGGCGCGCGGCCUGCUCCGCGACUGACCGCCCACACUCCGCCCACCGCCCCGUGCGCCCCGCCGUCUGUCUCCUAUCUGCUCACUGCCACCUAUGACGACUGUAGACUCGAAUGUUAGUAAUGUCAAAACAAAUUCCGCUAAAACUGUAAAUCUAACUGUGUUCUGAUUGGCCGAUUCUAUUGUGCGGUAAACUGAUAGUCUCUGUAUCAGCCUGAGCGUGAUUUGUUUUUUUUUAUUAUCAGUAGUAAAACUUGUUGUAGUUCGGAAGUAUAUUACACUUCUAUCACAGUUAUAUGCUCGCUGGUUAGUGAUGGUUUGAUACAGUAGGUAACAAAACUUGCGGCCCUGGAUAUGUACUGUAUUAUUAUUAAUUUGUUAAGCACAGAAACGCGUGCUUGAAUGAAAAUUGUAACUUGCACAUGGAUAUAACUACAUACUUCGAUUAACUUGUUUUUGGAAAUAGAAAAGCUACAAAGAGUGUGUUGGUUUAAUAUUAAACAAAUUAUUUUUUUAAUUCCAUGUAGUCUUCGCCUAUACCUAUUCUGAAUCUAGACUGAAUAAUGAUUAUGCUAAUGAUUUAUUUAUUCUUUAAAUUUCAUUUCAUAAUAUUCUUUAGAUAAGAACGUCUCGACUAUUGAAAUCAGAACUUGUCAGGAUUAAACUUAGACUUGUUUAAGUUUCUAUAAUAAUUAUUAUAAC